Molecule: messenger RNA, 2596 nt
Organism: Anopheles coustani
Lineage: Eukaryota; Metazoa; Arthropoda; Insecta; Diptera; Culicidae
Product: NHL repeat-containing protein 2
Exons: 2
Coding region: 85-2325 (746 amino acids)
Molecular function (GO): protein binding
Source: RefSeq, a predicted model, not a curated record
CGAAGGCUCAUACAGUCCUGGUGCAAUAAUCGUGCUACUUUCCUCCGUCCGUUGCCGUCUGUUGUCAGCAAAAUAGGUACCAGAAUGAGCUCAUCACCCGAGGGUCAAGACAUGAUGGACGUCUUGGCCAGCAACAGCAACCAGCUAGCGGACGAUGUUGCUGCGGUCGGUAGCAAUGCCGCCAAACGGCAGAAGCUCGUCCUAGACUACCUCAAAGUGGCCGACCGAGAGGGCAAGAGUGUGACCGCCGAAUUCCCCGACGGACUGGAUUGGUUUAACGUUACGGAACCGCUAACCUUGCAGGGUUCACUGCGCGGGAAGGUUGUUGUGCUGGACUUUUUCACCUACUGUUGCAUCAACUGCAUGCACAUCCUACCGAAUCUGAAACGCCUGGAGCAUAUGUACCCCAUCGAAAAGGGACUGGUUGUGGUCGGCGUGCAUAGCGCUAAGUUUCGAAACGAAAAGGACUCGAAAAACAUUCGCGCUGCGGUGGAGCGGUACGAAAUUUCCCACCCCGUCGUCAACGACAAUGUGUCGGCGAUGUGGCGGAAGCUGCGGGUGCAGUGCUGGCCCACCCUCAUGAUUCUCGGGCCACGCGCUAACCCUCUGUUCGUGAUCAUGGGUGAGGGUAACUUUGAGGAUCUGAAGCUCUACAUAGGCAGCACGAUUCGGUUUUACAAGGAAAAGGGGGAGCUGCGGGACGAUUCGCUUCCGAUGAAUUUAUCCAACACGGCAGCGAUGGCCUCCAAUCUAAAAUUCCCUGGCAAAAUCGCAUGCUCUUUGCCAACCCGAGGCGUCCGAGAAGACAACAACGACGGGGAGGAGCUGUACGCCGUAUCAGACUCCGGAAACCAUCGUAUCCUGAUCAUUCAGCCCGAUGGGAUGGUUCGCUACAAGAUCGGCGGUAAACAGAGCGGCUUCGUGGAUGGUAGUUUCGAGCAGGCACGUUUUAACGCCCCACAGGGUGUGGCCUUCCAAGGAUGCGGCGUAGUGUUCGUGGCCGACAACGAAAACCAUGCUAUCCGUAAAAUCGAUCUCGACACGCAGCAGGUCAGCACGGUCGUAGGAAAUGGCGUGCAAGGAAACGAUCGUACCGGCGGCAAGAGUGGUCGCGACCAGUCCAUUUCCUCGCCCUGGGACGUUGCCGUGUACUCGACGCGAGAUCUAGACAUGUCUUUCCAUGCGGACGACUCGAAGGCACCGCUGAAGGAUGUGCUGUUGAUUGCCAUGGCGGGCAUCCACCAGAUUUGGGCCGUCUUCCUGGAGGAGACCAUCUGGUGGAAGUUUAAGAAGUACCCCGCCGGGACAUGCUGGGCCAUUGCAGGCAGUGGCCACGAGCAGAAUCGUAACACCUCGUAUCCGCACAGUGCUGCCUUUGCACAACCAUCCGGCCUGGCGAUCAAUCGGGAUGUGAAGGAAGUUUAUCUAGCGGACAGCGAAAGUUCGGCAAUUCGAAAGAUUUCUUUGGUCGAUGGAAAAGUUAUGGCAGUUGCCGGUGGCGAUCGUAAUCCAUUGGAUCUGUUUGCCUUUGGCGAUGUCGACGGUAAGCAGUACUCGGCCAAGUUUCAACAUCCGCUUGGUGUGGCCUACAACCCGCAAGACGGAUGUAUCUACUUCGCCGACACGUACAAUCACAAAAUCAAAAAGAUCGACGCUACAACGAAUUGCGCGGUCACAUGCGAGUUUCGCGACUCACAGGGAUCAACGAAACGAUUCAACGAACCGGCCGGACUAUGUCUCGAUCGGUCCGGACGGCAUCUCUACAUAGCCGAUACGAACAAUCAUGAGUUGCUCGUAGCCGAUCUGUCCGACAACACCGUCCGUCCGAUGGAGCUCUACUUCCGCGUACCGGAAGAGAUGGACAGUGCCGAGGACCGCUCAUUGCAAUCUUUGAAGCCCUCGCGAGUUAUAACGAUGCCCGCGAGUGCAGCCUAUUCGCUGGAUCUAAACUUCGAAUUCCAUUUCCAUGAACCAGCUACCAAAUUUUCCGAAGGUGCACCGCAACGCUGGUCGCUCCAGCUUCCAUCCACCAAAUGGGUCUGCCAGGAAGGAACGAAAGGCACAAUUGAUCCUUCGCCUGAACAAGGCCUUAAGCUACAAGUCACGCUUCCGAAAUAUGAUCUGCCAACGAAUGGUAACGGCGAAUCCGCGUUGCUCGGUGUCGACUUUAAGCUAAAUCUGUGCGAAGGUGACGUUUGCUUUCCGAAAGAGUUCACCCUACGGUUGGAUGUAAAUUUCAGCACAGACGACGCGGAGGUACUAGAUAAUUACCUCGCAACGGAAACGAUCAAGAUUUAUCUGUCCCGAUCUAAGUCAGCACUUUAGACGGCCUGAAACUACUUUAACGCACGCCGCUAGGAAUCGAAUUAGCAUUUAUUAUGUUAUCAGCAUUGCAAUAUGUUAUUGGUGGACAAUCAAUUAGUAGACCGGCCACCUACCGUCUGCCGUACUUGUUUCAUGCAGCGCACACAGUCAAGUGGCGAAAGUAAAGCCUCCAAUCGCAAACGAACUAACCAGGGUCAACCCAGUUAUUUUUAUAUAUGUUUUUAUAAAUAAAUAAAAAUGUCUAUUGGUAGAGAAAUUCAACCGAUAACUU